AUGUCGUUUGGUGGGUUAACGGCGCUGAAGGAGAGGGUGCUGAAGCCGGGGAAGGAGGAGGUGGGCGACUCUCUGGGGAACCUGCAGAGGAAACUGGACGGCUCCAACGUGGACGAGGACAACAUUGAGCUGAACGAGGACGGGCGCCCUGUGGCAGCCCCGCCGCAUAAAGCCCCCCUGCUGGACUGCAGCUGUGGGGGGAUCCCCAAGAGGUACAUCGUAGGCAUCCUCAGUGGCCUGGGCUUCUGCAUCUCCUUCGGCAUCCGCUGCAACCUUGGAGUAGCCAUCGUGGAGAUGGUGAACAACAACACCGUCUAUAUCAAUGGAACUGCAGUGAUGCAGAAAGCCCAGUUCAACUGGGACCCUGAGACGGUGGGACUCAUCCAUGGCUCGUUCUUCUGGGGUUACAUCGUCACUCAGAUCCCAGGGGGGUUCAUCUCCAAUAAGCUGGCUGCCAACAGGGUGUUUGGGGCGGCCAUCUUCCUGACGUCCAUCCUCAACAUGUUCAUCCCCUCGGCGGCCAGGGUGCACUAUGGCUGCGUCCUGUUCGUCCGCAUCCUGCAGGGACUGGUGGAGGGUGUCACAUACCCAGCCUGCCACGGCAUGUGGGCCAAGUGGGCUCCACCUCUGGAACGCAGCCGGCUGGCAACCAUCUCAUUCUGUGGAUCCUAUGCAGGGGCCGUGAUCGCCAUGCCGCUUGCUGGGAUACUGGUGCAGUAUGUGGGGUGGCCCUCCGUCUUCUACAUCUACGGUGUUUUUGGCAUCAUAUGGUAUGUCUUUUGGCUCUUGCUGGCCUAUGGUAGCCCCGCAGACCACCCAACUAUCAGCAACGAGGAGAGGUUAUACAUCGAGGACGCCAUUGGAGAAAGGCUCAACCAAUUAAGUGUCACUGAGAAAUUCAAGACUCCGUGGCGCAGGUUCUUCACCUCUAUGCCUGUCUACGCCAUCAUCGUGGCCAACUUCUGCCGCAGCUGGACCUUCUACCUGCUCCUCAUCAGCCAACCUGCCUAUUUUGAGGAAGUCUUUGGCUUCCCCAUCAGUAAGGUGGGGAUCCUCUCCGCCUUGCCCCACAUGGUCAUGACCAUCGUGGUUCCUAUUGGAGGACAGCUGGCAGACUACCUGCGCAGCAAUAAGAUCCUGUCAACUACAAACGUCCGGAAGAUCAUGAACUGUGGAGGCUUCGGGAUGGAGGCCACUCUGCUACUGGUGGUGGGCUUCUCCCACACCCGCGGAGUGGCCAUCACCUUCUUGGUGCUGGCCGUGGGCUUCAGCGGCUUCGCCAUCUCGGGGUUUAAUGUCAACCACCUGGAUAUCGCUCCUCGCUAUGCCAGUAUCUUGAUGGGAAUCUCCAACGGUGUGGGAACUCUGUCAGGAAUGGUGUGCCCGCUGAUCGUCGGAGCGCUGACUAAAAACAAGACUCGGCUGGAGUGGCAGCACGUGUUUGUGAUUGCGUCCAUGGUGCACUACACCGGGGUCAUCUUCUACGCCCUGUUCGCCUCUGGAGAGGAGCAGGAGUGGGCCGACCCCGAGAACCUAAGUGAGGACAAACGCGGAAUCCUGGAUGAGGACGAGCUGGCCGAGGAGUCGGAGCUGGCAGUGGGGAAGAAGAGCUACGGGACCACGGGGGGCGCCCCCGGGAAGAGUCAGGCCUGGAAGAAGACGAGAGGGGUGACCAUGCAGGAGGACGGAGAGGACGGGAGUCACGAGAAUGGAAAUAUACAGGACCACUACCAGUAGUAGGCCUCCCAGGUCCCUAAGUCCUCUGCACACUACCCCUAGAAGUGUCCGAUACACCCUGGAACUGUCUGGAACAUCUGAUUAAAGUAAAGACCAGCAGCCAUUAUUUAUUUGCCAGCUUUUCUUUCAUGUUUUUUUCAUGCCUGCCUGAAACCUAAUACACCUUGAAAGACGGUCCUUACCACACAAACAAAGCUAUACAUAUGGGCUUUAAAU
Molecule: messenger RNA, 1953 nt
Organism: Gadus chalcogrammus (walleye pollock)
Lineage: Eukaryota; Metazoa; Chordata; Actinopteri; Gadiformes; Gadidae
Gene: slc17a8
Product: solute carrier family 17 member 8
Exons: 12
Coding region: 1-1737 (578 amino acids)
Biological process (GO): synaptic transmission, glutamatergic; neurotransmitter loading into synaptic vesicle; regulation of synapse structure or activity
Cellular component (GO): excitatory synapse; synaptic vesicle membrane
Molecular function (GO): L-glutamate transmembrane transporter activity; neurotransmitter transmembrane transporter activity
Source: RefSeq, a predicted model, not a curated record